AUGGGGAAGCGUCGUCAAAAGCGCAAGUCGCAAUCCGUCGCCAAGACCACGGCGUACCAAUCUCGGUACCAAGUGAAGUUCGCCAGGCGUCGUUUAGGUAAGACGGAUUACCAGGCCCGUCAGCGCUUGAUCACCCAGGACAAGAACAAGUACAACUCGCCCAAGUACCGCUUUGUCGUUCGAUUCACGAACCGCGAUGUCGUGUGUCAAGUCGUGUACGCCACGCUGAGUGGCGACGUCACGAUCUGCGCCGCGUACUCCCACGAGCUCCCGAAGUACGGCAUGAAGGCUGGUUUGACGAACUACGCCGCGACGUACGCCACUGGCUUGUUGUGCGCCCGACGCCUGUUGACAAAGUAUGGGUUGGCGGACGCGUACGAGGGCAAGACGGAGGACCUCGGGGAGGACUACCACGUUGAGCAAGGCGACGAGGAAGCGCGCCCGUUCAAGUGCUUCUUGGACACUGGCUUGGUUCGCACGUCGACCGGUGCGCGUGUUUUCGCGGCGCUCAAGGGGGCAGUUGACGGUGGUUUGGACAUUCCGCACAACGAAAAGCGAUUCGCCGGCUACGACCUUCAAGACAAGUCGCACGAUCCGGACACGCUUGAGCGAUACAUCAAGGGUGGUGUCGUCGCAGAAUACGCCGAAGAGAUGCAAGAGGAAGAACCGGAAAAGUUCGAGCAGCACUUUGCCAAGUACUUGGCCGAAGACUUCGAUCCGACGGAACUCGAAGACGCCAUGGAGGAAGUCUUCGAAGCCAUUCGUGAGGACCCGACUCACGAGAAGAAGGAGCGCGUGAAGCCGGCGGACGCUGGCCGUAAGUUCAAGCUCCCGAAGAUGACGUACGAAGAGAAGAAGGCCAACCUCAAGGCGAAGCUCGAAGCUCUUCGUGCGGCGGCGUAA
Messenger RNA from Ostreococcus tauri, 903 nucleotides. RefSeq names its product Ribosomal protein L18/L5. Gene Ontology annotation, biological process: ribosomal large subunit assembly; translation. The transcript is spliced from 2 exons. The coding region runs from base 1 to 903 and encodes 300 amino acids. Lineage: Eukaryota; Viridiplantae; Chlorophyta; Mamiellophyceae; Mamiellales; Bathycoccaceae. The record is from RefSeq and is a predicted model, not a curated record. Gene Ontology annotation, cellular component: cytosolic large ribosomal subunit; ribosome. Gene Ontology annotation, molecular function: structural constituent of ribosome; 5S rRNA binding.